AUGGACAAGAUGAGAGGUAUGCACACAGGGCUGAUGCAAGUAAUGAAUACCAUAGCUGCUAAUCAAGGGAGGCAAGGGUCUCAAGAAGCAGGUGGCAAUGGAGGUGCACCACCAGUCGUUCCAGUAGUUCUAGUCGCCCCAACAGCUCUAGUGGCGACAGAUCAUGGGACCCAAUUAUUGAAAGAUUUUAUGGCCUUCCGACCACCCGAGUUCCAUGGUGGCACAGAUGCUUCAGCGAUAGAGAAUUGGAUGUUGGCAAUAGAGAAGCACCAUCGAUCGAUUGGUUGUGUUGAUGAUCAUCGGGUUAGACUCGGUACCUUUCUACUUCGAGGAGAUACGAAGAGAUGGUGGGAGACUGCCCGCCAGAGGUUUGGAGAGAGGGAGCCGACUUGGGCAGAGUUCCAAGAGGUGUUUAAUGCGGCAUAUUGUCCUACAUGGGUUCGAGAGCAAACGGUAUACGAAUUUAUUGAUCUAGCACAAGGCAACAAGAUAGUGGCUCAGUACGAGGCAGAGUUUACAACAUUAGCCUGA
Messenger RNA from Diospyros lotus (date-plum), 531 nucleotides. RefSeq lists its product as uncharacterized. The transcript has a single exon. The coding region runs from base 1 to 531 and encodes 176 amino acids. The record is from RefSeq and is a predicted model, not a curated record. Lineage: Eukaryota; Viridiplantae; Streptophyta; Magnoliopsida; Ericales; Ebenaceae.